This is a messenger RNA of Penicillium nucicola, 321 nucleotides long. RefSeq names its product thioredoxin family protein. NCBI's taxonomy places the organism in Eukaryota, Fungi, Ascomycota, Eurotiomycetes, Eurotiales, Aspergillaceae. The coding region runs from base 1 to 321 and encodes 106 amino acids. Gene Ontology annotation, molecular function: protein-disulfide reductase activity. The transcript has 2 exons. The record is from RefSeq and is a predicted model, not a curated record.
AUGGGUGUUACUAAGAUCACAACUGCCGCCGAGUACAAGACCAAGGUCACUGACGCUCAAGGCCCCGUCAUCGUCGACUUCUUCGCCACAUGGUGCGGUCCCUGCAAGGCCGUCUCCCCUCUCCUCGAGAAGCUGAGCGAGGCCAACACCAACGUCGAGUUCUACAAGGUCGACGUUGACGAGCUUUCCGACGUCGCUGCCGACAACGGUGUCUCCGCCAUGCCCACUUUCCACUUCUACAACAACGGCAAGCGUGUUCAGGAAGUCAAGGGUGCUAACCCUCCUGCUAUCCAGGCUGGUUUGCAAGCUGUUCUUGCCUAA